This is a messenger RNA of Aureobasidium subglaciale EXF-2481, 2145 nucleotides long. RefSeq lists its product as uncharacterized. The coding region runs from base 1 to 2145 and encodes 714 amino acids. The transcript is spliced from 4 exons. Gene Ontology annotation, biological process: positive regulation of transcription from RNA polymerase II promoter by galactose; DNA-templated transcription. The record is from RefSeq and is a predicted model, not a curated record. Gene Ontology annotation, molecular function: zinc ion binding; DNA-binding transcription factor activity, RNA polymerase II-specific; RNA polymerase II cis-regulatory region sequence-specific DNA binding. Gene Ontology annotation, cellular component: nucleus. Lineage: Eukaryota; Fungi; Ascomycota; Dothideomycetes; Dothideales; Saccotheciaceae.
AUGGCGCUCGAGGACGAAUCGCCUGUGUCGCUGCAGGAGGGAGGCAACAGCAGCACUGGAAAACGCAAGAGCGACGAGAGUCAGCAACAGCAGCAGCAACGCGCAAAACGCAACCGAUACAUAUCCAUCGCAUGCAACGAAUGCAAGCGACGCAAGAUCAAGUGCAAUGGCCAGUCUCCAUGCCAGCGCUGCGGCAACCUCGCUCUGGAGUGCGUCUAUGCCCCCAACUGCUGCACCUCGAGCUUCAAGGACACGGAUGAGUUCAGAGCAAUGUCCAACCAAAUCGCCUCUUUGCAAGACCAGGUCAACGCUCUGUUCAACAGCAUGAACGCCCUCCGCGCCGAUCUUGGUAACCAACAUACCCCCAUCGACCCUUUCCUACAGCAACAAUCCAUCAUGCAACACGACCAGCAUCCCCCUCUGGAAGCCACUCGACGGAAGAGCAUGUCGAGAAGAUCUACCUUUAGGGGCCCCACAAGCUUGGAAUUCAACCUGGGCGUCGCCAAGAAUCAUUUGGAGAACAUGGGCAUAGCUCCUCCUGCUCCCGAAGACGACGUGCUGCAAGAAGAGUCCCCUAAUGGUGACUCGCUGGCUACCGCUCCGCUACAUGCCAGCAAAGAUCCUAUAUGGCACGUCAAUCGCGACGAGGCUCUGCGUCUUAUACGCGUCUACCAAGAUGACAUGCACAUCAUGUAUCCCCUGGUCUCUAUUCCGGAACUCGUCGCCUACGUCGACAAACUCUUUACCUUUAUGGAAUCUGCCCAGCGUACCGGCCUUAUGAUGAGGGCUGCUCCUGGAGCCGACUCUAUCGAUGACGAAGAGACCAACGUGCUCAAAAUUGUCAUGGCCACUGCAAUGGUAGUCGAGGGUUCUGGAAGAAGCGAUCUUGGUCGUGCCAUGUAUGCUUACGUGCAACCUUCCAUCGAUGCUCUGUUGCUUGGCGAUACUGGCUUGAGGAGUGUACAACUGCUUGCCCUUACUGCAACAUACCAGUUCCACUGCGACAAUGAAGGCAUAUCAUGGCGCAUCAUAGGACUGACCGCUCGCCUAUGCAUCGAGUUGGGCUUACAUCGCAGGGAAACCUACGACCGUAUGGACGACGAGCAAAGAACCAUGGCGAUGCUUACUUUCUGGUCUGUUUACUGUCUUGACAGGAGGUGGAGUUUUGGCACAGGCAUGCCUUUCGCUCUCCAAGACACUGACCUUGACCCAAAUUUACCAAAGCCGGGCGACAAAUCACUAUAUCUGACGGCCAUGAUUGAACACUUUGCAAUUGCCAGCAAGGUACGACUCUUGAUUUACUCUGACUCCAGCAGAAAGCAAGUCAGCAAAGAAGAUGUGAGUUAUCUCGAUUUCCAGAUCGUCAAUUGGCAUAGGAAUCUUCCUCGCCAGUUACACUGGGAUCGAGAGUCGUGGGGCCAGGCAGACGGCGAUGUCUCUGCUGGACAGCAGCGACUUCGAAUUAUUCUCUACUUGCGGGCGAACGUGAUGCGCGUCAUGAUUCACCGACCCGUGCUGCAUUCGACAGCAUCCAUUGUAAGCAACCCGAUACAAGCACAGACUGUCGUCGACAUUGCCAAAGAUACGAUCCGCAUCUUGACGCACAUCAACCGGACGAGCCGGAUGUAUCGAGCGUCGCAGAGCUUGUUCAACGCAUUCCUCACGACGGCUUUGGCAGUAUUGUUCCUCGCGGUGUCACACAUGCCCGAGACGUACGCCGGACAGGUACGCGAGGAGUUCUAUAUGGCAUUAGAUCUUGUGCGAGGUAUAUCUAAAGGUAGCUGGGUGAGCAAAAGACUAUGGAAGACGAUCAGGCUGCUCAAAGAGGUAGGGCCGAAGCUCGGAUUGGUGACGGGCAAUCCACAGACGGAUCCCAAUCAUUCAGCAGCAGUGGCUAUGGCUGGACUUGCUGGACACAAGGUCGACGAGGGUGCAUUCUUGAAUCCUGGAGGGUGGAACAAUAUGGGUAGCGUGUCAUCGAACUCGCCUGACGGAAUGGUGCAGGACUUGACGAAUUUGUUCGAGGCGGCUGGAGGAUAUAGCAAUGGAUUUGGAGGAGGGUUCGGGCCUGGGGUGCAUCAGAUGGACGAGAGUGGAUUCGGUGGUGAGGAUGAAUUGAGCAGGAUCCUCCGGGACUUGUUCUAG